Molecule: messenger RNA, 2265 nt
Organism: Rotaria sp. Silwood2
Lineage: Eukaryota; Metazoa; Rotifera; Eurotatoria; Philodinida; Philodinidae
Source: the annotation of a GenBank genome assembly
UAAAAUGGGACCAUAAUGCUUAUUGAUCGUUUUGAUUGAUUAUUUCUUUUCGUUUUCUGCAUUUGAAAUCUCUUGCCAAACAUCCACAAUGUUCUUCGUCUUUUCCCAUCUAACGCACACUUCAGUUAGAAUGGUUGAAAUUAAGAAAAAUGUAUGUAAAACAUCAAUAAAAGUAGAGCACAAGUUUAGAGAGUUUUUGAGUCAUUGAACUUUCGAUGUCUUUUCUCUUCUUGAAAAGUAAGAAUUUAACAAAAGGCGCUGUAUUGUACUGCAUCCUGACAUGCUCUUUCAAACAACAAGUAUAUAGAAUGAAUCAGAACAGAGAAAUCUGGUUUGCCAAAUGAGCUAUUUUUGACCCUUUGACGAAUAUCUUCCUUAAACGUCAUGAUGUUCGGCACGUUCUUGAGCUGAGUUCUGUUUUUGAGAAGGAGGCCUUAAAAACCAGAAUAGUUCAUUUAAAGGACUUUUUCAAAAUUUUCAUACGAAAAAUUUCAUGCUUUUAGUUAUUUCACAAACUUCAAAAUUAUUUCGUUAGGUUCUUUUUUUUCUACACCGACUUCAUUUCACAACUUUUAUACUUUUCAGAAACGAAAAUUAUCAUGUAAGUUUUAAUAAUGUUUCACUAUUUCCAUUUGAUUAUUUCGAUUACUUCGUAAAACAAAAAUCUUUCCGUUAGUUUUCGUAUUUUUUUAUGAUUUUCAUUGCAAGAUUUCGAUUAGUUAGAAAAGCAAGAAUUCUCAUAUGUCUUAGAUUACUUCAACAUCAUUUUUAUCACAUAAUUUGGAUUAUUCUGAAAAAUGAAAAACAUUACAUUACCUUGGUUAUUUUUCUGUCACUAUCGUUUUAUGAUUUCGAUUACUUUGCCAACUAUAAAUUAGUUAAUUAAUUUCAUUAUUUUUAUAUUUAAAAAACUCAGUUUCAAUCUACCUUUUUGAAACAAAAAGUGCUUAAAUAAGUGAUUUUAGUAUGAAAAGCAUUAUGUAUUACUACUUCUCAUUUGAAAAUGAAUAAUCAGAAUAAUAAUCAGGACCUACUCUAUCUAAAGUCUGUAAAGUAUUUUUAAUAAUGUAUGCACUUUGCCACCCUAUGUGACGGUCAAGUAAAAGGAACUUUAGACACUUCGAAAGGCUACCAACUCAAACUUGUAAAGAUGUCUGGAUGCAACUAUACAUUCUCAUUAAGUCGUUGUAAAUUACAUCAUUAUUUGCGUUUUUAUAUUCACUGGCAGGGCAUACACAAAUGAAAAUAAAAUGUUGGAUUUUUCUUGUGGUUGAAAAACAAAAACAAAAUAAGAUCUUGCACAACCAAAUGAAAUACUACUGUCCUCUGUAUGGCAUAUGGUCGAUGUAUAAUACUGCUUUUUCCACUGAAAAGAAAGAAAGUAAAAAUAUUACAUUUAACGGUGAAUAAGACAUUCAAGGUUCUUUUUUGUCUUCUUAUUGCAAGUGUUGUAUUGGAUUUUUCCGACUGUCAUAGGGAAAAAAGGGAUUAUAAAAUGUUUCCAGAUGGUUUCAUUCUCUGUACUUCAUGUACACAUUUUGAUGGACUCAUUAUUUACACACAUUCGUCUACCAUUAUCUGGUUCCACCAGAAAACCAUCAGACGCAAGUCGAUCUGAAAGAUCAGCCAAUUAUCAUCGAUGCAAAUUCAUUCAUAUAUUCUAUCUAUGAUCGAAUGUUGCAAGAUGACACGUCCAAAAAUAGGAAUCAGCGUUUUACUAAUACUCCGUUUGGUUACAAUGGUUACUGGAGCUUCUUACGUAAAAUCUUAACUAAGUACAAGGAAGAGUGUUCAGAUGUUCUCGUGGUCUUCGACGGAGUAUUCAAACGGAAUGCCAAUAGAAGACCUGAUCCUGAACGUACGAGUAGUAUACGUUUCAUCGAGUUAAACGCUAGUCAAAAUCAACUACCGUCGCUCUUUCGACGUGGGUUCAUGGAUAACUUGCAUGAGCUCAAUAUAGAUGUUAUUGUGGCUCGAGGAGAAGCUGAUCCGAUGAUAGUUCAAUUGGCACAAGAUCGCAACGCUUAAGUUGUCGCCGCGGAUUCGGACUAUCAUCUGUACGAUCUUUCACGAGGUUAUGUUCCAUUGAAACUUCUUAAUUUACAAAGACUCAAAGGACCACUCUAUCAGAUGAACGAUGUUUUCACAGGAAUGGAUAAUAGUGGUGUUGCUUUAUGGGCAGCACUUGUUAAAUAUGAUCUUGUUACUUUACCAGAUUUACAAGUAAGAAAAUUUCUGCUUGUUAAUUUGAAUGAAUAUUUAUAA